AUGAGUCGUUUAAACUUGGACACCUCGGUCGGUGGCAACCAUAAUCAGCGAUAUUCGUUCAUGGAAACACCACUGGAGAUGCAUCUAUCACCCGACCAAAGAGAUUUAAGAUCUCCUCCCCAGUUGCCGGACUCGAGCGAUUCCCAACCUUCGCACCAUACGGAAGAGCCGAGACAGCGACAGGAAUCGUAUGCGCCGAGCGAGAAGCAACAACAGCUUCAGCACCAGGGAAUAAUGCCAGACUAUGCCAACUGCCCACCGCUAGAGGAGCACCCAGCGCAUUAUGCACCGUUUGCGAAUACAUCGCAACAGCAGCUGCAAAGGCCUCAAGUCGCUUUGCCUUACACCAACCAGGCAUAUAUAUCUCAACAGAAUACUCAGAUAUCAUCGCAGCCAUACACAAACCAGUCGCAUACAAGCAUACAGGAGCAUUCAGCCAUGCCCAUGUCUCCCCAGUCAUACUUCACCCUCCACGAACACCAGCAAAAUGCCAUCCAUAUGGCUCCGCAUUCAUACACAACCCUUCAUGAGCAGCAGCAGCAAAUCAUCCAUACCCACCCCCAAACAUACACAACCGACCCAUAUAGCAUGACCGAGCAACAAAGCCGCGACAUCCAAAUGUCACCCCAAUAUGCCACAUACACCAACCCACCAAGCUCACCACCCCCAAACUCCCCAGGACCACUCCCAUUGAAAGUAAACCCAGACGCCCCAACCCGAAGCGACACAAUGAUCGUCGCACCAGACGCAAACCCACUCCAAUCGCCCAAACUCCCAUCUUUCCCACCACCAACCAGGCAGGCGACGACACACGCGCCCGUCGAGGACUUAAGCGAAUACCACCAACCAGGCCAGAUAAUGCAUCCAAACCAAGUAGUACAGGGUGGAGGCUGGAGCAAUGGACUUUGCGAUUUUUCAAACUUCGGGAUAUGCUGUUUGGGACUUAUCUGUCCUUGUAUCCUCUAUGGGCGGACACAACAUCGCCUGACGAUGAAAUCGCGGAAGGAGGAUCCAACUAAUAUGCUCGCUUAUGAGACUUGCAAUGGGUCGUGUACUGGUAUGGGAUUGCUCUGGCUACUGGCAACCAUCCAGCACACCAGAAUCAGGAAAUCAUAUGGAAUUCAGGGUGAUAUUGCGUCGGAUUGCGUGCGGGCCACUUGCUGCACAUGUUGUACAUUGAUUCAAGAUGAGAAGGAGAUUCUCAAGCGUGAAGGGCACCGGGCUCGCGCUGCUAGGGAACGCGGGGCCACUUUGAUGUCGCCGUAUACUGCGCCAGGACCGAUGACGUAUGGUCCGAAAUAG
This is a messenger RNA of Penicillium antarcticum, 1302 nucleotides long. RefSeq names its product DUF614 domain protein. The record is from RefSeq and is a predicted model, not a curated record. Lineage: Eukaryota; Fungi; Ascomycota; Eurotiomycetes; Eurotiales; Aspergillaceae. The transcript has 2 exons. Bases 1 to 1302 code for a protein of 433 amino acids.